This is a messenger RNA of Solanum dulcamara, 2664 nucleotides long. RefSeq names its product SNF2 domain-containing protein CLASSY 3-like. Gene Ontology annotation, molecular function: ATP binding; ATP-dependent chromatin remodeler activity. Gene Ontology annotation, biological process: gene silencing by siRNA-directed DNA methylation. NCBI's taxonomy places the organism in Eukaryota, Viridiplantae, Streptophyta, Magnoliopsida, Solanales, Solanaceae. The record is from RefSeq and is a predicted model, not a curated record.
CAUACUUUACAUCAUCGUGGUUCGUUGGAAGAUUCUACUCUGUCACGAAAUGCACACACUUGACAGAUGCUUUUUGUUUUUCUCUCACACAGAAAAGGUUCAUCGAAGUCUCGUUUCUUUUGUUCUGUUUCUCUAUCGCAUUCUAUAUAUAAGUGUGUCUGUGCAUUCAAUUUAUUUAAACUUAUCAGUCUCUAUUACUCUGUUUUUACAGUUUCAAGAAUUCAAAGCUUUUAAUUCUUGAUUUGAUUUGACGGAGGAAAGGAAAAAAGUUUUCCUUAUUCAGAUGGAUUCAGGGGAUGGCUCUGUUUCAAAGAGGAGGACUAGACAACAAUCUUUAAAAUAUAUGGUAGAGUUAAUUGAGAAGAGGAACAGGUUGAGUCAAAGUGGUAAUUCUACGAAUGUUAGUUGUGGAAGGAAAAGAAAAAUGAUGGACCCUUGUGAGAGAAAUGUGGAAAACAAUGGGAGAAGGAAGUUCAGUCCAGGAACUUGUGAGUCCUUCACGAAUCAGUCUUUUGUCGAGAGAAUAUUUGAUGAUGAUGAUGAUUCUUCAGAGGAGGAGAGUGAUCCUAACGUUGUUAUCAUUGAGGAGGAGGAGGUGGCUGCUCCUCUGUUGAAUGCAACAGAUGAGGUUGUUUCUUCUACCUCAAGCAUGUGUAGGACAGCAGAAAAAUCUGAAUCUUCAUCUGUUUUGAGCUGUCCUAAGGAGAAUGAACAAGGAAACAAAGAGUUGAAUCGGGGGCUAGUACCUCAGCUUGUUUAGGGUGAAAAGCAGUACAAAAAGAAUGGAAAUUGUAGCAGCCCCAUUCUUCUUAGUGAGGACGAGGAGACUGAUGACGAGGAAUCUAAAUCCUCGCAUGAAAAGGACUGCGAGGUUGAUGACUCUGUGAAGAAUGUUGUUGUUCAAAAGUAUCUCAGGUUUAUUGAUGAUUCUAUAAAAAAUGUCGAUGAUCAUAGUAAACUCACUCCUCCUAAAGACAGGGAACAUGUUCCUCUCAAAGAAACACUUCCUUUAGUAUUCCGAUUUGAAGACGAGGAACCUCUUCCCCCGGAGAAACAAGAAUGGGAAAAGGAAAUUGACCAUCUUUUUGAAGAAAUGGACAUGUGUAUCGAGGAGUCACAUAUUGGCUUUACAAAUCCAUCGAUGCAGAGUGGACAAAUAAGUGACUGUCAAAUGGGGAACCACAAUCUUGUUCUAGAUGAACAAAUUGGACUCAUCUGUUCAGUUUGUUCAUAUGUCUAUUUGGAGAGCAAGUACAUCUUCCCUCAUUUUAUAAGUGCUCAGAGAGCUCAAGGGAGGUAUGAAAGAAAAUAUUUUGGAGAGUCGCCAUCACUCUUGGAUGUUGACGGUUUCAGAGUUUCUGAUUCUUCUGCAGCCGAAGAUUCUCAUAGUUAUGGAGAAGGAACCGUGUGGGAUUUAGUUCCCCAAAUUCAUAUGGGACACCUUAUACGCAUGGUGAAGCUGAAAUCCUGGGCGAAAAGUAAGAGUGUUUUGGGAAUCAGCUAUGACUUGUUCAGGAUUCUCACACGAGAAGAUGGAGAUGACUAUGCCAAAGAGACUAGAGACAUACUUUUAAAAUUUCCUGGUCUUCUGGUCCUUAAAGAAGGGCACACUGCUCGGAAUGAGCACAGCCUUGUGUGGAAAGAUUUGAAAAAGGUUGAAACAGAGAAGCGCGUGCUUUUAUCUGGAACUCCGUUCCAGAAUAACAUCAAAGAGCUGUACAACACCCUUUGUAUAGUUAGUCCAAAGUUUGCGGCAGAUUCAGAGCAGAAAUGGGCUUCUCUUAGCAGUUCCAUUGACAAGAAUGCUCGAGCGUUGGAAGAGCUUAGGGAUAUUAUUUCACCUCCUGUCCAUAAAUGCAAUGAAAAUGUAAAGAAGGUAAGCCUUCCAGGUAUACGGGAUACUAUAAUAUACUUGAAACCCAGAGAGUUGCAGAAGGAGUUCCUUAAAAGAAUUCCAGAGAAUCCAGGCUCCUUUUAUGAACAAAAUCUAGUGUCUUUGAUCUCUGUUCAUCCUUCAUUAGUAGCAAACAGAAAGGAGUUCUCUGAGUUGGAAAGUCAUCUGAAAGAAAGAAGAUGUCGGUUGGAUCCAGAUAUAGGAGUAAAAAUGAAAUUUGUCGUUGAACUAAUCAGACUCUAUGGUGGGCGGAAGGAGAGGGUUAUAAUAUUUCGCCAGUUACUUGAUCCUCUGAACCUGAUCAAGGAGCAACUUAAUUCUCUCUUAGGCUGGACUUUAGGCCGAGAGAUUCUCUAUAUGGAUGGGAAACUUGAUGUAAAGCAGCAACAGAUAUCAAUAAAUUCUCUUAAUGACCCUAAGAGUGAUGUCAAAGUGCUUCUUGCAUUGAUAAAAGCCUGUUCAAAAGGGAUAAGUCUUAUAGGGGCCUCAAGAGUGGUUUUGCUUGACGUUCUCUGGAAUCCCUCAGUAGAAUAACAAGCCAUCAGUCGAGCCUACAGGAAUGGUCAGACAAAAUUUGUUCAUGUUUACUGUCCAGUGGCAUCGAAAUUGGAGGUUGACAAGAUUGCAAAAAAAUAUCAUUCAGAUGUAUUUCUAUCCAGGAAUGAAGAGAAUUCUUCAUGUUCUGUGUCAGAGGAUAAUAAAGGAUGAACAGAGAUUAGAGACACCAAAUUUUGUUCGUGAAAGGAGGCCAGAUUCUCUGAAAUUCUUUU